Molecule: messenger RNA, 876 nt
Organism: Monascus purpureus
Lineage: Eukaryota; Fungi; Ascomycota; Eurotiomycetes; Eurotiales; Aspergillaceae
Source: the annotation of a GenBank genome assembly
AUGUCUACAAACUACCUAGACAACACCGUAACCACCGGCAGCAGCUCCAGUGGCCCCAAGAGUGACUUCCUCCACCCUAUCAUGACCGAGGAGGAACACAACAUCGCCAGAGCAGCAGCCCGCUUUGGCUACGGCCCCUUAGCCAAGCUCAACCCGACAGAGACAUAUCUGCCUGCCUUUGGCGGAGAGUUCCAGCCUGGCCUCUACAAAUCUGUCGAGUCUCGCAAAAUCGCCAACCCUGCACCACUGGGCCUGAGCGCUUUUGCACUCAGCGUCUUCGUGCUAAGUGCCAUCAACAUGCAAGUACGGAAUAUCAAGGAACCCAAUAUUGUUGUUGGUCUUGCCUUUGCGUAUGGUGGUUUGGUGCAGUUGGCAGCGGGCAUGUGGGAGAUGGCCAUUGGAAACACAUUUGGUGCUACAGCGUUAUCAUCAUACGGCGGCUUCUGGAUGUCAUUGGGCAUCAUCCUGACCCCUGGCGGGUUCAGGAUCCAUGAACAGCUCACUGAGAAAGACCCGAGCAUGUUCGCCAACUCUUUCGGUCUCUUCCUGAUUGGCUGGUUCAUCUUCACCACGAUCCUCCUCUUCUGCACCCUAAGGUCAACAGUGGUGUUCUUUUCGCUCUUCUUUUUUGUCGACAUCACCUUGCUUCUCCUGGCAAUUGGGUACCUGCAUCACGAUAUACAGGGCAAUCCCAACACCAAGGUCAUCAAGGCCGGCGGCUUCUUCGGCCUAUUCACUUCCUUUAUCGCCUGGUACAAUGUUCUGGCCGGUAUUGCUGAUACAAGCAAUAGCUUCUUUAUCAUUCCUGUUCUCCAUUUUCCGUGGUCUGCUACUGGGCGCGUAGUGAGAAAGAAGGGGAAGAAGGAGGUCGCUUGA